This is a messenger RNA of Nothoprocta perdicaria, 2237 nucleotides long. It is a transcript of the gene KIRREL3, whose product is annotated as kirre like nephrin family adhesion molecule 3. The record is from RefSeq and is a predicted model, not a curated record. The transcript is spliced from 16 exons. Gene Ontology annotation, cellular component: cell-cell junction. Lineage: Eukaryota; Metazoa; Chordata; Aves; Tinamiformes; Tinamidae. Gene Ontology annotation, molecular function: cell adhesion molecule binding. Bases 1 to 2223 code for a protein of 740 amino acids. Gene Ontology annotation, biological process: synapse assembly; cell-cell adhesion.
AUGCCGAGCCAGGCCGYGGCCUCGUCCUUCACGCAGCAGCCGCACGACCAGGUGGUGGUGGCCGGGCAGCCCGUGACGCUGCUCUGCGCCAUCCCCGACUACACCGGCAUCGUGCUCUGGAUCAAGGAUGGGCUCGCCCUCGGCGUCGGACGGGACCUCUCCAGUUAUCCGCGCUACCUUGUGGUAGGAGACCACCUCUCCGGGGAGCAUCACCUGAAGAUCCUGCGAGCAGAUCUGCAGGAUGACGCCGUGUACGAGUGCCAGGCCAUCCAGGCGGCCCUUCGCUCCCGGCCUGCCCGCCUCACGGUCCUCGUCCCUCCGGACGAGCCCGUCAUUCUGGGYGGGCCGGUGAUCAGCCUGCGGGCCGGGGACCCCCUCAACCUCACGUGCCGCGCCGACAACGCCAAGCCGGCGGCCUCCAUCAUCUGGCUGCGCCGAGGCGAGGUCGUCAACGGAGCCACCUACUCCAAGACGCUGCUGCGCGACGGCAAGAGGGAGAGCAUCGUGAGCACGCUCUUCCUGGCGCCCUCCGAGCUGGAGAACGGCGAGCGCGUCGUGUGCCGCGCCGCCAACAAAGCCGUUCCCGCCGGCAAGGAGACGGCCGUCACCAUCGACAUCCAGCAUCCGCCGCUGGUCAACCUGUCYGUGGAGCCGCAGCCGGUGCUGGAGGACAACACGGUGAAGUUCCACUGCUCGGCCAAGGCCAACCCCGCCGUGACCCAGUACAGGUGGGCGAAGAAAGGCCAGGUGAUAAAGGAAGCGUCGGGCGACUUCUACGAGACGGUCGUGGACCACACGUUCUUCUUCGAGCCGGUCUCCUGCGAGGUGACCAACGCGCUGGGCAGCACCAACAUCAGCCGGACCGUGGACGUCUACUUCGGGCCCCGCAUGGCCACCGAGCCGCAGUCGCUGCUCGUCGACCUGGGCUCCGACGCCGUCUUCGACUGCGCCUGGAGCGGGAACCCGUCCCUCACCAUCGUCUGGAUGAAGCGGGGCUCCGGCGUGGUGCUGAGCAACGAGAACAAGCUGACGCUGCGGGCGGUGCGGCAGGAGGACGCCGGGCGCUACGUGUGCCGCGCCGUGGUGCCGCGCGUCGGCGCGGGCGAGCGCGAGGUCACGCUCACCGUCAACGGGCCGCCCAUCAUCUCGAGCACGCAGACACAGCACGCGCUGCACGGCCAGAAGGGGCAGAUCAAGUGCUUCAUCCGCAGCACCCCGCCGCCCGACCGCAUCGCCUGGUCCUGGAAGGAGAACGUGCUGGAGUCGGGCACAUCCGGGCGCUACACGGUGGAGACGGUGAGCACCGACGAGGGCGUCAUCUCCACGCUCACCAUCAGCAACAUCGUGCGUGCCGAUUUCCAGACCAUUUACAACUGCACCGCCUGGAACAGCUUCGGCUCCGACACGGAGAUCAUCCGGCUCAAAGAGCAAGGUACGGAAAUGAGAUCAGGAGCUGGUAUGCACGCAGAGUCGGUGCCCAUGGCCGUGGUCAUCGGCGUGGCCGUGGGCGCCGGCGUGGCCGUCCUCGUGCUCCUGGCCACCAUCGUCGCCUUCUGCUGCGCCCGCUCCCAGAGAAACCUCAAGGGGGUGGUGUCGGCCAAGAACGACAUCCGCGUGGAGAUCGUGCACAAGGAGCCGGCCGCGGGCCGCGACGCCGACGAGCACCCCGCCAUCAAGCAGCUCAUGCUGGACCGCGGCGACUUCCAGCAGGACUCGGUGCUCAAGCAGCUCGAGGUGCUCAAGGAGGAGGAGAAGGAGUUUCAAAACCUGAAGGACCCCACCAACGGCUACUACAGCGUGAACACGUUCAAGGAGCACCCGGCGGCGGGCGGCGCGGCGCUGGCGGGCGCCCCGGCCGAGCUGCGCCCGCCCGGCAAGCAGCGCGUGCCCACGGGCAUGUCCUUCAGCACCCUCUACAGCACCCUGAGCGGCCCGGGCCGCCUCUACGACUACGGGCAGCGCUUCGUGCUGGGCAUGGGCAGCAGCUCCAUCGAGCUGUGCGAGCGCGAGUUCCAGCGGGGCUCGCUCAGCGACAGCAGCUCCUUCCUCGACACGCAGUGCGACAGCAGCGUGAGCAGCGGCGGCGGCGGCCGCGCGGACGCCUACGCGCAGUUCGACAAGGCCAGCAAGGCGUCCGCCUCCUCCUCGCACCACUCGCACUCGUCCUCGCAGAACUCGGACCCCAGCCGCCCGCUGCAGCGGCGCAUGCAGACGCACGUGUGAGCGGCGGCGCCCGC